Messenger RNA from Chelonia mydas (Green sea turtle), 2677 nucleotides. RefSeq names its product NOP2/Sun RNA methyltransferase 2 (gene NSUN2). NCBI's taxonomy places the organism in Eukaryota, Metazoa, Chordata, Testudines, Cheloniidae. The record is from RefSeq and is a predicted model, not a curated record. Gene Ontology annotation, biological process: tRNA methylation. The transcript is spliced from 19 exons. Gene Ontology annotation, molecular function: tRNA binding; tRNA (cytidine-N5)-methyltransferase activity. Bases 129 to 2492 code for a protein of 787 amino acids. Gene Ontology annotation, cellular component: nucleus; cytoplasm.
GCGCACGCGCAAAAACUCAGCCACGGCAUGCGCCACGUGACAACACUGGGUGACGGCUGGCCUUCGGCUGCGGGACAAUUGCUCCGUGGCGCGUGGUAGCAGCCGGUUUCGUGCGGCGCGCGGGCGCGAUGGGCCGCAGGCAGCGCAACCGCCAAAGGCAGCAGCAGCGCCGCGAGCGGGGCGGCGGCGGGGACGGGCAGGGCCGGGAGCAGGCGGGCUGGGAAGGCGGCUACCCCGAAAUCGUCAAGGAGAACGCGCUGUUCGAGCGCUACUACCGGGAGCUGCGAAUCGUGCCCGAGGGCGAAUGGGAGCCUUUCAUGGCGGCGCUGAGGGAGCCGCUCCCCGCCACCCUGCGCAUCACCGGCUACAAGAGCCAUGCAAAAGAAAUUCUGCACUGCUUGAAGAACAAGUAUUUCAAGGAGUUGCAGGACCUGGUAGUUGAUGGGCAAAAAAUUCAAGUGCCACAACCACUAAAGUGGUAUCCAGAAGAGCUAGCAUGGCACACUAACUUGAGCAGAAAAAUCUUGCGGAAGUCACCACAACUGGAAAAGUUUCAUCAGUUUCUGGUUAGCGAGACAGAAUGUGGAAACAUUAGUCGUCAAGAAGCUGUCAGUAUGAUCCCUCCUCUGCUGCUUAAUGUUAAUCCUCAUCAUAAGAUUCUAGAUAUGUGUGCUGCACCAGGGUCUAAGACUGCGCAGCUCAUUGAAAUGUUGCAUGCAGACAUGAAUGUUCCUUUUCCAGAGGGGUUUGUAAUUGCUAAUGAUGUUGACAACAAGCGCUGCUAUUUGCUGGUUCAUCAGGCUAAGAGGUUAAACAGUCCUUGCAUCAUGGUGGUAAAUCAUGACGCUUCCAGCAUCCCUACUCUACAAAUAGACAAUAAUGGAAGAAAAGAGGUCCUCUUCUAUGAUAGGAUUUUAUGUGAUGUCCCCUGCAGUGGAGAUGGAACCAUGAGAAAAAACAUAGAUGUAUGGAAAAAAUGGACAACACAAAAUAGCUUACAGCUACAUGGAUUGCAGUUAAGGAUUGCAACCCGUGGUGUAGAACAACUGGCAGAAGGAGGUAGGAUGGUCUAUUCUACGUGUUCAUUGAAUCCUGUUGAAAAUGAAGCUGUGAUUGCAUCCCUGCUGGAAAAAAGUGAAGGUGCCUUAGAACUUGCUGAUGUCUUUUCUGAGUUGCCAGGCUUGAAGUGGAUGCGAGGGAUUACACAAUGGAAGGUAAUGCUAAAAGAUGGACAGUGGUUUGAAGCCUGGAAGGACGUGCCUUCUAACAGGCAGACCCAAAUUCGGCCCACCAUGUUCCCAAUAAAAGAUGAAGAAAAACUAAAAGCAAUGAACCUGGAGCGUUGCAUUAGAAUAUUGCCACAUCACCAGAACACUGGAGGUUUCUUUGUGGCUGUAUUAAUAAAAAAAUCUCCAAUGCCAUGGAAUAAACGCCAAUCUAAGCUUCAGCGCAAGUUAUCACAGAGAACAGGAGAUGUUUCAGUGAGUGCAGCUGCUACAGAAGAUGGCUCUGUAGAAAUUGUUGAAGAACCACCAGCUGCUGAGGAUGAAGAGACUAAGGAAACUCAACACUUGCUGAAUGUAGAGAGUGAACAAAGCAAGAAAGAUGGAGUAUGUGGACCACCACCAUCUAAGAAAAUGAAGCUGUUUGGAUUUAAAGAAGAUCCGUUUGUGUUCCUCUCUGAAGAUGAUCCAUUGUUUCCAGCCAUCCAGAAGUUUUAUGCAUUGGAUCCUUCAUUCCCCAAGAUGAAUUUACUAACUCGAACUCAAGAAGGAAAGAAGAGGCAGCUAUACAUGGUUUCUAAGGAGCUAAGGAAUGUAUUGCUGAACAACAGUGAGAGAAUGAAGGUUAUUAACACUGGGAUAAAAGUCUGGUCUCGCAACAGUGAUGGUGAACAGUUUGGCUGUGCCUUCAGACUAGCACAAGAGGGAAUAUAUACACUGUACCCAUUCGUUAAUGCAAGGAUUAUAAACGUGUGCAUAGAAGAUGUUAAAGUGCUGUUAACUCAAGAGAAUCCAUUCUUAAGUAAAUUUACCAGUGAAACACACAAACGGGUCAAAGACUUGGCUAUGGGGAGCAUUGUCCUGAAGUAUGAACCAGAUCCCAGCAAACCUGAUACUCUUCAGUGCCCUAUUGUUUUGUGUGGCUGGCAUGGAAAGACCUCACUUCGUGCCUUUGUGCCCAAGAAUGAGAGACUUCAUUAUCUGAGGAUGAUGGGAGUUGAAGUGUUUAAAGCAAAGAGGAAAGAGGAGGAUUUUGAAAGUAAAACAGAGGAAGGAGAUCAGGACAACACAAAGCACAUGGAGGAAGAGAUGGAUAUAGAACAUAAUGAAUUAGCCACAAAAAUGGAGGCAGAAGUGGACGAAGAACCUAUUCAUGAGCUUAUGGAAAGCAGUGUUACAGAACCAGAGAAUAAAAUGGAAAAUGUCCAGCCUUCCGGUGAAAAUGCUGAAAAUAGAGACAUUGCUGACCUUAGUAGUGUGAAAUCUUGAGUUUUCACUGUCUGUCAUUUUGGCAUUACUUUCAUGAUAUGUAAUCUAGACUUUUGUCUUCAGUAUGUAAAUACACUUUUAAAACUGUUUCAGUUUCUUGGGGGAAGUUGAAAUGUUGGCACAAGGUAUUCUUUUUACAGAAGUUCCUGUGUUAUUUUUUAAAUAAAAAAAAAAUCUUUCCCUAA